Molecule: messenger RNA, 724 nt
Organism: Diaporthe batatas
Lineage: Eukaryota; Fungi; Ascomycota; Sordariomycetes; Diaporthales; Diaporthaceae
Exons: 1
Coding region: 134-634 (166 amino acids)
Source: RefSeq, a predicted model, not a curated record
AUCAAGCUUGCUGUCAGUGUCAUAAGUGUAGAACAAUAGACAGCCCUCAUUGUUUAUUUCUUUUUCACACCUAUCAAGAAUUGAUAAACCAUCAAGACAGCUUCAACCUCACUUUCGUCUCAAUCCCAACACGAUGCCUAUCUACCUGAGCAUGCAACGCGUGCGGUUUUCGAGCCCAGAUGCUUACGAGAAGUUCAAAGUCCUUUUUGCCGACACACGCCGCCAUCUCAUGACACUUCCGGGGUUUCUGCAUCUGACAUGGUGGGAACACCCUGACGACCGGAGCUGGUAUAAUGAGUGCAGCUUCUGGACCAGCCGCGGUGCUCUCUACGACUGGCACAAGAACACAUACCACAAGUACUGCAAAACUUGGGCGGCGAACGGCGCCAUAAUGGAGGACCUGAUCACGAACUUUGAACUUGUCGGAACUAGGCUGCUUCGUAUCUGUCCCGUGUGCAACCACACCCAGGACAAGAAAUACGACCUGGCUCGAGAACAGGAAGUGCUUCGGGAGCAGUGCCCGCAGUGUGAAUAUCAUUUUCCCGUCUUGGAGGAAACGCCGUCAAGCUUUGCUGUUUUCAAGGAUGCGGUCAUGCCACCUGCGGCCGAGACGGGAGAGAAAUCGGAAGCGUGACUGGGUCUAAGCCUCUAAGGUCAUCUGUAGCUAAUUUUUGCGAGGAUAGCCUUGACUCAUUUCGAAAUUUCGUAUUAGCGUUAACCAGCU